UUGGUUUAGUAAUUUUCUCUUUUGGCAGGCGGAAACUUCUUAAGUCAACACCUGUGGAGCUUCAACCGCAGCAUUUAUUCGGUGAUCCCAUUCCCCGCUUUCAUUAAUUAGUAUUCGAUUCGGCGGAAAGCUCUCUCUAACCACUAUGUCCGCUUUUAGCUACCUCUUCCAGAAUUUCUGUGGACUGUCGGCUUCUGUCCUGUUAUUCUCUCGAACUUCCCGGGGUCGCGGAUAAUUCAUUUACUUCUCGAUUAACCCUCCGGCUAGGAGAACCGUUCCAUUCUUUUUCCUCCCCGCCCCCGACUAAAGAUGCCUUUUUGAAGCUCCUCCCGUGAUCUCCUCCAAUUCUCGUCGACGUCAUCGGUCCGUGGAUUGCUUUUCCCGGAAAAAGGAAAAAAGAAAAAGGGAAGGGGAAAAAAGAAGCUAUAUGCUACCUCUGGAAAUAUCCCGGUCCCUUCCAUCUCUCCAUUCCUCCAUUUGUUUUGAAAGUUUCUACGAGGGACGCAAUUAGCCCAACAUGCGGCGCCAUGGCAGGUCCGGCGGAGGCUCGACCAAGGCUCUCACGCCGGUAUCAGACACCGUCUCAUUGAUCCAUUCAUUCGACUCGGUCAUGAACCCCAAUCGCCCCGUCCGCCCAUCCCCCUUGGCGUUUUCUCAUAUUCAAGCUCUCCCGCUGGAUCUGGUCGACCGGCUGCGCUCUUUCCCUCUAUUCCAAGCUACUCCGGAAUCCUUCUUGAUCGCAGUGGGACAGCAUUUGCGCCCCCAACUCCAUCAGGCCAAUGACUAUAUUUUGACGGAAGGGGACGAAGCCAAGGCGAUAUACUGGCUGGUCCGGGGCGCCGUCUCCGUUACCUCCCGCGAUGGCGAGAGUAUAUAUGCAGAUCUCGAGCCUGGCGCUUUCUUCGGCGAAAUCGGCGUGCUGAUGGAUCGUACGCGGACCGCCACCAUCGUGGCCCGUACCAGAUGCCUGCUGGUCGUAUUAACCAAGGAAGACUUUCGGAAUAUCCUUCCGCGCUUCCCAGAGGUGGAGCAGGCCAUCCGAGAUGAAGCCCAAGAACGACUGAUGCUUUUGGAGAAAAAGAAGAAAGAGACGUCGGCACCUCCAAUUGACGAACUGGUAUCCCGUAGAGGGAACAAACGACUGAGAGAAACCUUCUCUAAGGAUAUGUCUCUUGCUGAGCAAGAUGGUACAGCGUUGAACCUAAAGUCGGUCAACAAGAAACGCAAAUCUCCCAGCCCCGGUUUAGCUGAUGGGGUAUCUUCAAGUGCACUCGCAAACGGCCUUGUCAAUGUGCGUCUGUUACUCAAAGAAUUACCUCUAUUCUCAGGCCUUCCUGGUGAAAUUCUCCAUUUCUUAGGCCUCAAUGCCCAACCCCGGUCAUAUCCUCCUUUCACCGAUAUUAUCAAACAAGACUCGCAAGGGCGGGAAAUUUAUUUUAUCGUUCGCGGUGAGGUUGAAGUAUUGACGGAACGCACACGUCCCGACAAUCUGUCGCACUCCGUACCGAACACUAUCGAGCACCCUGGCUUUGAAGUGAAAGCACGACUAAAAGAGGGGCAGUACUUUGGUGAGGUCGUAAGUCUUUCUUUAGCACCACGCAGGACUGCAACGGUACGAUCUAUCAAUGCCGUUGAGUGUCUGAUGAUUAGCGGCGAUGUCCUUUCCGAAUUUUGGGACAAGUGCCCCCAUGAUGUCCGGCAACAGGUGGAGAAAACGGCCAAAGAGCGGCUGGAAUCAGCAGCGGAUGGCGAUGUUGUGAUGUCCGAGGCUGAUGGUAUUGGGCAAUUUGGUGGAGAGAGCAACUUUCGAGCAAGCGCCUCGCGACGCCGGUCCAUGCCUCUCCUCACACUCACGGAAACAGAACUGGACGGUCCGCACACGGACGACCAAACCGUGUUGCGGCCCUCGGAUCCAGAUCCUUUUCUCAAUGUUGGCUUAGACAAGGUCCGACUGAGAAGUAGACGCGGAUCCGUCGCCCCGUUGACACCAGAGGAGGUCUCCGGGGAACAGCAACGACCGUCACCACCAUCUGAACCUCGGUCGACAAGCUCGUCAUUUCUUACAUUGCCUGAGGCCGCUGUGUCGACCUCCCUCAAAACACAACGCGAGUCGCAUAAAGUCAAUCGUGGUGUGCUCCCUGAUAAUGUUUUGGUGAGGAUCUUCAACUAUCUAGAUCUCCAUCAUCUUUUUCAAAUACGAGCGGUCUCCCUUCAUUGGUCUGAGAUUAUCAAUAAAUCCACGGAUUUGCUGCAUGACCUGGAUCUAAGCAUGUAUAAUCGACAGAUAACUGAUGACGUACUGGUGAAAAUCAUAUGCCCUUUUGUUGGGACGAGAGCCCGGCAUAUUGAUAUCAGCAAUUGCUUUCACAUCACCGAUGAGGGGUUCAAUAAACUGGCUACCACCUGUGGCUCUAACGUCGUCUCGUGGAAGAUGAAAAGUGUUUGGGAUGUUACAGCCUCUGCCAUCCUUGACAUGGCAAGCACGGCAACCGGAUUGCAAGAAGUGGAUUUAAGCAACUGUCGUAAAGUGGGAGACACUCUCUUGGCUCGCAUUAUUGGAUGGGUCAUGCCAGGGCAACAUAAAGACGAGCCUGUGAAGACGGGUAAAGGGAUCCUAAAGCCCACCAUGCAAACGGCAGCUGGCACUGUGUUCGGCUGCCCCGAGCUGAGGAAACUGACACUGUCGUACUGCAAACAUGUCACUGACCGGUCAAUGCACCAUAUUGCGUCCCAUGCUGCCCACAGGAUCGAAGAAAUGGACCUGACACGCUGCACCUCCAUUACAGACCAGGGGUUUCAAUACUGGGGCAACGCGCGGUUCACCAAUCUGCGGAAGCUUUGUUUAGCCGACUGUACGUAUUUGAGCGAUCAAGCUAUUGUCUAUUUGACCAAUGCUGCCAAACAGCUUCAAGAAUUGGAUUUGUCGUUCUGUUGCGCACUCUCAGAUACAGCAACGGAGGUCCUUGCUCUUCAAUGUUCCCAAUUAACUUAUCUGAAUAUGUCUUUCUGUGGCUCCGCCAUCUCUGACCCGUCCCUGCGCAGCAUUGGCCUUCAUCUUCUGCACCUGAAGCGACUAUCUGUUCGUGGCUGUGUUCGAGUCACUGGCGCGGGAGUCGAGGCAGUCGCUGAUGGCUGUAAUCAACUGCAGUCCUUCGAUGUCAGCCAGUGCAAGAAUCUCACUCCCUGGCUCGAUGAUGACGGACCUUCCAAAUAUCAGAACCAAAUCAGUUUUGAGACAGUUGCCCAGAACGGCAGAGUAUUUCGAUGACUAUCACCCAAUCCUAGCCCAUCGGUCCUGAUUCCAAAUCUCUUGUCACUACUCAAUAUACUCUUGUCCAUUUGGAUCACUUUGCCACUUUUUGGCGUCAUAUUAUCUAACAUAUCUGAAACCGUAUUGUCUAAUACUUUCUCUUUCCUUUUUAUUGUAUCCUUCUUUCAUACAUUCGCUUGAUCUACCUCGGUGUUCUGUCCCCAGGAGUUAUGUAUUUUUUCUUGAAGGC
Aspergillus alliaceus is the source of this 3500-nucleotide messenger RNA. RefSeq names its product cyclic nucleotide-binding domain protein. The record is from RefSeq and is a predicted model, not a curated record. The coding region runs from base 518 to 3268 and encodes 916 amino acids. NCBI's taxonomy places the organism in Eukaryota, Fungi, Ascomycota, Eurotiomycetes, Eurotiales, Aspergillaceae. Gene Ontology annotation, molecular function: protein-containing complex binding; protein binding. The transcript is spliced from 2 exons.